UCACGCUAAAAAAGGUUUCGUUAUCAAUUUACAUCGACUAUAUAAAAUUCUAGUCAAGGUCUGCAUUUAUAGGGUUCAAUUGAAAGAUGUGCUGUACAAUGCUACAAUAACCAUCGAAAAAAUUUUACUCCUUUUGAUAAUAGGUUCUUCAAACUUUUUUAUUGAAACAAUGCUUUUGCAAUAUUAAAAGCACUCAUUUUUUAUGUAUCCAAAAAGAGUCUUUACUUUAAUUAUUUGACUUGUUUCAUACACAAUUUUUAUUCAAUAAAUUGAAAUUGAGGUGAAAUGCAAGUAUCGCAAACAAAAUCGUCAAAUGUCAAAACAUUUAGCACAAAGAAAGAACAAGACGACCAUGCAUUACAGUGGUUAUACAAUGCAGUUUCAAAACUUAUGCAAGAAACGAAUUCAAAUGAAAAUAUAUCAUUUGAUAGUAUAAUCAAUCAACUAAAACAAUACAAAUUAAUCAAACCCUUGAAACAAGAUGAAAAGUGUUCCCUUAAUUAUGUAAAUAAGAAAUGUAAUCAGAAAGAAGGCAGCUUUUCGUAUCACGACUGUCCUUACAUUUUCCGUCAUUCACAAAAUGAAGAACAAGAUUAUGAUGCUAAUAAAACAGGAAAUGCAGAAAUACCGUUAAAAAAAAAUUCAAUGUCAACUACUACAUUACAAUCUUUUGAAGAUGUCAAAUCUGGCGCUUCCGGAACCACUAAUUCACAAACUCUCACUCAUGUUGGAUUCGAUUCUUUAAAAAUAGACGAAAAUUGUAAUCACAAACAAUGUCCAUCAAGACUUAGUUGUUAUAAUCUUGCUGAGUCUACAACAGAUCUCUAUGACAAUGACUCCACUUGUAAAAAAAAAUACGAGUUACCAGCAUCCAUACAAGAUAAUGCCCGACUAAAAAAAGACACAGAUAUUACCCGUAUUCGAGGUAGUCGUGUGACAGCGUCCCGGGACAAUUGGGUAGUUGAUCCAGAAACAGGGGCGAAUCUCAACUAUAGUGACCGAAGUGCCGUCAAAAGUCUCCAUGGAGAUUCUAACGUGGAUUCAACACAAAAUGGUAUUAUCGAAGAUAAUAGUGUUUUGAGUACUAUGAUAAGUUGGAACCAACAGAUAGAAGAGAUAAGCGAUUCGUACGCAGCGCAAAAAUACGCGUUUAAUCAACACUCGACGUCAAGUAGUUUUGUGCAAUCCCGUGGAUCAAAUAGUUUUAAAGAAACAUGUAAUUUAAACACAAAGCAAACGUUAUUAAGGAAAUUUCUUGAAAACAAAGCUGAGAAAAAAGGACAAUCUCAAUGGUCCUCACCACUUUCGUUAGCUUUGUCCUCUUGCAUUGAUGUGGAUAGUGUAGAUGCCAUACAGAUUAUCGCAACGGUAACAAUGCUACGUGAUGUGUUUAUUUAUGAUUAUGGAGAAGUUCCGUCGCUUUGCAUAUUUGAGAAUACGAAACCGCAUCCCUUGGGAGAGGGUUCUACGGAGCCAAUUUUUGACGUAAAUCGCGCACCCAUAUUACCUCCUUGUGAUGCGUCAUAUCGCAUGGAGAAUGGUGUAUUUCAAGUCUACUGGAAUCCCCAAUCUGAGUUAGCCAUUCCAACGCAUUUCUCAAAAGAAUUAGGCGGAAGCCCUAUACCUUAUUUUGAUGGGAAGCCGUUACUUGCGUGGAGACGACCCAUACCUUCUCUUACUUGUUUUUUAAGAUUACUGAAAUAUAUAAUGGAAGCUACACAAAACCCAGGGUGUAAAACGUUUGCUUUUCGCCGUUUAGUGUAUUUACGAAGUUGCUACAAUAUGCAUCAAAUGUUUAAUGGUGCGUCAGAGCUUCUUGAAGUUAAAGAAAAUACCCAUCGAGAUUUUUAUAAUGUGAGAAAAGUGGAUACUCAUGUGCACCAUUCAGCUUGUAUGCAUCAAAAACAUCUUUUACGUUUUAUACGGAAAAAGUAUCGUACGGAACCAGAUCAAAUUGUUGCUCGUGGUGAAAACGGAUCUCCUUUGACGCUUCAACACAUUUUUGAUUCGGUCGUUGGCGUGAAUGCCUGGGAAGCGUCAGUCGAUUUACUAAAUGUCCAUGCGCUUGGAACCUGCUUUCAUCGCUUUGAUAAAUUCAAUUCAAAGUAUAAUCCUUUUGGCCAAGCGCUUCUCAGAGAAGUAUUUUUAAAAACCGACAAUAUGAUCAAGGGUCGCUAUUUAGCUGAAAUCACCAAAGAAGUUGUGGCUGAUUUAGAAGACGGGAAAUAUCAGUUUGUUGAAUGGCGUGUUUCAAUAUAUGGGAAAUCAUAUGAUGAAUGGAGUAAGCUGAGUCGUUGGAUUGUAGAUAACAAAUUAACGUCGAAACAAAUUCGCUGGAUGAUUCAAGUUCCUCGACUCUUUCAUGUCUAUCGAAAGUUACAAUUAAUCAGUAGUUUUGCCGAUUUGUUAAGUAAUAUAUUCAAACCCUUAUUUGAAGUUGUAAAAGACCCUGAUAGACAUCCGGAAAUUUAUCGUGUUUUAUUACAAAUGAAUGGCUGGGACUCUGUGGAUGACGAAAGCACCGAAAGUAAAUUUACUAGUGAAGGCGGAACCUUACCUCUUCCUGAGGAAUGGUGCGAACCCACAAAUCCUCCUUAUUCAUAUUGGGCUUACUAUAUGUAUGCCAAUAUACAAAGCUUGAAUCAGCUGCUUUAUGCUCGUGGAUUGAGACCCCUUCCUUUUCGACCUCACUGUGGUGAAGCCGGUUCAAUAAGUCAUUUGGCCUCUAUGUUUUUAUUGGCUGAUAAGAUCAAUCAUGGAAUUAUCUUAAGAAAAUCUCCUUUACUACAGUAUUUGUAUUAUCUUCGACAAAUCGGUUUAUCUGUCUCUCCUUUAUCCAACAACGCUUUGUUCCAUUCUAUUAUGAAAAACCCUUUUUAUGAUUAUUUUACCAUUGGAAUGAAUGUUGCGUUAUCGUCCGAUGAUCCUCUUAUGUUUCAUUUUACAGAGGAAGCAUUGUUAGAAGAGUAUUCUUGCUGUGCGCAUGUUUGGAGGUUGUCACCUGUAGACUUGUGCGAGAUUGCUCGUAACUCUGUUUUACAAAGUUAUUUUGAACCUCGAUUGAAAAAGCACUGGGUGGGUGAAAAUUAUACGAAAUGCGGAAGUCUUGGAAACGACAUCACGAGAACAAAUGUUUCAAACAUUCGUUUGGCUUUUCGGCAUGAUACAUUAAUGAGCGAAUGGAAAUACCUUCGUAAUGUUUUAUACAUUGACAAAUUAUGUGACAAUAUCCUUUCUAAAACCGAUACGAUCCUCAAAAAUUUCGUUUCAUCACCAGUCGAAUAGUAUUACAAUAUAACGUUCGCGACAAAUUAACGAUCUACAAUAAUGACUUAAACCGCAGUACAUUACUGACUAAUAAGUUGUAUGCUGCGCUGCUUUGUUUAAGCUCUACUAAAACUCUUUGAGGAUAAAAAUGAAACUCUUCGUACUAAAUUGUUUUUGCUUUUUUAUAUUCAUUAGUAAAUCAUGUUUUUUUUAAUCCUUUUCGUUACAUUACUUACUUAUUCAAUACAAGAUAUACUUUAGAGUGAAUAAAAGAAAAGCUAUUUGCUCAGCGUUUUACAUGAUUAUUAUUUUCUCAAUUUUGUAUAAAUCAACGGCAAUAGCCUUUAUAUCACAGA
Messenger RNA from Hylaeus volcanicus, 3623 nucleotides. RefSeq lists its product as uncharacterized. The coding region runs from base 286 to 3285 and encodes 999 amino acids. Gene Ontology annotation, molecular function: AMP deaminase activity. NCBI's taxonomy places the organism in Eukaryota, Metazoa, Arthropoda, Insecta, Hymenoptera, Colletidae. Gene Ontology annotation, biological process: IMP salvage; AMP metabolic process. The record is from RefSeq and is a predicted model, not a curated record. Gene Ontology annotation, cellular component: cytosol. The transcript has 12 exons.